Messenger RNA from Darwinula stevensoni, 582 nucleotides. The record is from the annotation of a GenBank genome assembly. NCBI's taxonomy places the organism in Eukaryota, Metazoa, Arthropoda, Ostracoda, Podocopida, Darwinulidae.
AUGGGAGCACAAAAUGCGAAAGGCCUUCGUUUCGGGGUCAACCACAUCCAGGAGGAGAAGAAGGAAGAGGAGGAGGAUGGGGGAAGGAUCAAGGCCGGACAAACUAGCACAGGUGUGGCGUGGAAAUUCAUUUUCACGGUUCGCGGGAAGAACGAAAAGGUGGAGAGAGCCAGUAAUGGAGGAUUCCGGCACGCGACAGGUUACGUGCCCGUGUUUCUUGAUGUCUACGACCUAGACGUGAUUAGUGACGUGAACGGCCUUCGUGCGGGGAGAAAGAGUGAGAGCGUGACGACCGGGAACGCUGAGAUUCGGCAUCCUCCCCCUCUCUGGUUGCGCCCGACCGAGUCAGAGCGAGUGCGGUGGUGCCUUCAGUGUCCAUCGAAGACAGUCGAGAUGGUGUCAGCGGCAGCCGAGAAAGUCAAGUGGACAUCCCACAUCCUCCCCUUCUGGAGGACAUGGAUCGUGAUCCUCGUCCCGCUUCUGGCUCUCCCGUUCCUCUUCGUCCCCGAACAGCGGGUGGUGAGUCUCUCCCUCCCUUCGACUUCACUCGUCGAUGCACGGUCGGCCACCAUCUAUUCAUAA